This is a messenger RNA of Strongylus vulgaris, 444 nucleotides long. Lineage: Eukaryota; Metazoa; Nematoda; Chromadorea; Rhabditida; Strongylidae. The record is from the annotation of a GenBank genome assembly.
AUGAGAACUACUCGCGCUCCAAUGCCUGCUGAAUUGCCUUGGCCUAUGCCUAAUUGUGGGAAUCCAAGGCUUACUUAUGCCCAGAGAGCCAUAUUUCUUGACAGGCCCAACUACUUCAGAGGAAGUUUAGCAAGAGGGCAAACUGAAAUUAGUCGCAGUUGGGGUAUCGCCCCUCCUGCAGCGCUUAUGUACCGAAUGAAAUAUGAAUGCGCUGCUGAAUCGUAUGCGCAACAAUUAGUGAGCAUUUGUCGAACUUGGCCGACACCGGAAUAUGCUCUAGGAGGGCAUAAGCAGGAUAUUCAUGUUCUGCCUACUGUUCAAACAACACCCGAAGGAGCUGUUCAGAAUGUGAUGCUUAUAGGUGAAAAUUCUGAUAACGAAAGUUUGAUUGAAGGCCAUCGUUACAUGGUGGAGUCAGCUUGCAAGAUAUGGCUUCAGGUCUAA